Messenger RNA from Mangifera indica (mango), 893 nucleotides. RefSeq names its product E3 ubiquitin ligase BIG BROTHER-related. NCBI's taxonomy places the organism in Eukaryota, Viridiplantae, Streptophyta, Magnoliopsida, Sapindales, Anacardiaceae. The transcript has a single exon. The record is from RefSeq and is a predicted model, not a curated record. The coding region runs from base 65 to 757 and encodes 230 amino acids.
UUCUUGUUUCUCACGUUACUUUUCUUUAAAGAAAGCUUAAGCUUAAACAUAAUAAUCCUCAUAUAUGAUCAACGAAGAAUUUGUACGUCAUUGCCCUCUGUAUAAUCACAAAUCAAAAUCCUCCGUUAUUCAUCCAUCAAUGGCGAAUAAUCAUGAAGAUGAUGAGCGAAAACAAGCGGCGAGAAGCCGGGUUCCCUUCUCCGAACUCAGCCAAGUCAGCUCGGAUUUAGCCAUAGCAAUGGCGUUACAAGAACAAGAGAGGGAUUUUAACAUCUUCGAAAGUGAAAGCAGCGAUGUCGAUGAUCAAGCCGACGAGGAAAUUGCUUCCAAUGGGGAAGAAUUUGAGAAUGAUUACGAAUACUUCGAAGUCGAGGGGCAAGAUAACAACUCCGAGGGCGAUGAUGCAAUGGAGGAAGAUGAAGAAGAAGAAGAAGAAGAUGAUGGUAUCGAUGUAGACGAAUUAACAUACGAAGAGCUGAUUGCAUUGGGGGAAUUCAUCGGAGAAGAAAAAAGAGGAUUAUCGUUAAAUGAAAUAGAAAAAUGUUUGCAUCCAUGGAAGGGCUCGUUCGAGAGCAAAUCGAAGGAAACAGAUCUCUGUGUCAUUUGUCAAGUUGAAUAUGAAGAAGGUGAAGCAGUGGUGGCGCUUCCAUGUGAACAUCCUUAUCAUUCAGAAUGCAUAACCGAUUGGCUUCAAGUGAAGAAGAUUUGCCCCAUCUGCAGCACUGAAGUUUCACCAUCUCCUUCGCUAGUUAAUUAGGGCAUUUAUUAUUAUUAUUAUUUCUCUAAUCUUCUCAAUUUAUUUGGCUGUAAAUAUUUGUGAUCAAAUUCUUUAACUCUGUACUGUUAAUUUGUAAUUAAAUCAAACCCACAAACAAUAAAUUUAAUUAUGCAAA